Molecule: messenger RNA, 2006 nt
Organism: Cyprinodon tularosa
Lineage: Eukaryota; Metazoa; Chordata; Actinopteri; Cyprinodontiformes; Cyprinodontidae
Product: signaling mucin HKR1-like
Exons: 7
Coding region: 98-1885 (595 amino acids)
Source: RefSeq, a predicted model, not a curated record
GGACUGUAAUAAUAGAGGAAUUUAUGACUGAGGCUAGAACAUAAAGGCUAAGCCUUUCUUUCACUCCACGCUCACAGUUGAUCACUGCAGCCUCAGGAUGUUUAAGUUUGUGUUGCUGUUCCUGACACUGUCAGGUCUCCAAGCUCUUCCGAUCCCAGACCCUAGACGGCAGAACGCUCCAACCUACCAUCUCCCAAAUGGCUUUAGGCGGGGCGUCCAGCACCCUGAUGCCCGUGAACCUGUUCCUGAUGGAUUCAGACAAGGAACAGAACCCUCAAGGAAAUUCCUUGUUGACCUGAACACUGGACUUGUCAAGGAGCACAUCAGUGAGAUGGACAGGAGAGUGGUCUCUGAUGUUCCAGCCCAAAGAAAAGGAGCUGGUUGGGUACGGAUGGAGAACCCUUCUGCUGUUCAUCUUCUGGUACCUUUCAGAGGGGAAAAAGAACCUAGAAGAUCAAUCCCAGCUUUGUUCAGACAGGGAACCGAGCCAAAGAUGUCAAUACCAGUUGCUUUCAGACAGGGAACCGAGCCAAAGAUGUCAAUACCAGUUGCUUUCAGACAGGGAACCGAGCCAAAGAUGUCAAUACCAGUUGCUUUCAGACAGGGAACCGAGCCAAAGAUGUCAAUACCAGUUGCUUUCAAACAGGAAAUCAAAUCCAGAAGGUCAAUCCCAGCUGGUUUCAGAGAGGGAACGGAGGAAAAGAUGUCAAUACCAGUUGCUUUCAGACAGGAAAUCAAAUCCAGAAGGUCAAUCCCAGCUGGUUUCAGAGAGGGAACGGAGGAAAAGAUGUCAAUCCCAGUUGCUUUCAGACAGGGAACUGAGCCAAAGACAUCUAUCCCAGUUGCUUUCAGACAGGGAACUGAGCCAAAGACAUCAAUCCCAGUUGCCUUCAGACAGGGAACUGAGCCAAAGAUGUCAAUCCCCGUUGCUUUCAGACAGGGAACUGAGCCAAAGAUGUCAAUCCGGAAUGAUUCAAGCAAGAAAGUUGGGCAAAAAAUAUCCAUCCCACUUGCCUUCAGACAAGGAACAGAGCCGAAGUUGUCAAUCCCCAUUCAUUUCAAAAAGGAAGUUAAGAAAACAAUGUCCGUUCCAGUUUCUUACAGACAGGGAACGGAACCAAAGAUGUCAAUCCCGGUUUCUUACAGACAGGGAACGGAACCAAAGAUGUCAAUCCCAGUUUCUUACAGACAGGGAACGGAACCAAAGAUGUCAAUCCCAGUUUCCUACAGACAGGGAACGGAACCAAAGAUGUCAAUCCCAGUUUCUUACAGACAGGGAACGGAACCAAAGAUGUCAAUCCCAGUUUCCUACAGACAGGGAACGGAACCAAAGAUGUCAAUCCCAGUUUCCUACAGACAGGGAACGGAACCAAAGAUGUCAAUCCCAGUUUCUUUCAGACAGGGAACGGAGCCAAAAAAUUCAAUCCCAAGUGCAUUUAGACAGGGGACAGAACCAUCUAGAGCCACCGUCAAAACUUCGAAAGUUGCCUGUAAAGGGGAGAUCAUCUACGGAAAAUGCUACGAGUUCAACCCAAAGUUGUUGGCCUUCAAAGACGCCCAGGCCUUUUGCAGAAAUCUUGCCCCAGAUGCUGAGCUGGCCUCUGUGACGAGCAGAGAUCUCCAUUUCCAACUGGUUUCCCUGGUAACUAGGGGUGGCAAGACCAGCCCUAUGCUGACCUGGUUGGGAGCCACAGUCAAGAACCAGCAGGCCUCUUGGGUGGACGGGUCGGACUGGAGCUACUCCGACUGGAUGCCGGGACAUCCCAACAUUCACACCGACAAACCAGUCUGCGUCGAGAUGUUCAAGAUAGAUGAGAGCUGGUGGACCGCAGCCGACUGCGAACUAAAGCGAGCCUCCCUCUGCUCGUACCCUGUCACUGCAUAAAGAUACAGUAGAUGAUGUGAGAUACGUCUACUGCAGGAAAAAUCAUCCCUACAUGUGUUUGUAGUGUACUUACCAAAUCACAUCAAAGGAUCUUCCCUAAUAAAACCAAGCAUACAAAAAA